Molecule: messenger RNA, 1313 nt
Organism: Suillus plorans
Lineage: Eukaryota; Fungi; Basidiomycota; Agaricomycetes; Boletales; Suillaceae
Exons: 1
Coding region: 338-1120 (260 amino acids)
Source: RefSeq, a predicted model, not a curated record
CUAUAGCAUUCUCGGGGACUGUGUUGGACGCGAUCGAACAUUAAGCCGAUAGCUAUACGAGAGCAGGAAGGUGUUCUUCUCCUUCGGUAGAGGGCAGAAGUUCGUGUGAAUUUAUGGUCUGUAUACGAACGUACCAAAGUCAAAAUCAAUACAUUAUUUAAUAUUCAUAAAUAUGCGUCCAUGAAACUUUUGUCUCAUUGGAUAUCGAUGACUCGGACGAUGUACAGCUCCUAGACAAAUAUGACCAGAUCAACGCUGAUCUAGCUCCAGUGUUAAAAACUGAGUUUUUAAUCAAAUACUUGAGUAGCAACUCGUUUUAUAAUAAAUUUAUCAUAUCAUGCGCUUUGAAUUCGAAGGGGCGGCACCCCACUUUGAAUUAUCUCCUCGCACGCUUAAAUUCCAUCAUCGUCCGACUCUACUCAUGAAUUCAGAAUGCUAUCCAUCAUCCGCACGCUACAUACCUGUCCAAUCAAUUCAGUUUAUUCAUCAAUUACUCGAACUCCGGCGUAAGCGACUAUGUACCGGCCAUCUGGGCACGCAAUCCCAGUCCCAAGGUCCUUGCCUCCAGCCUCCUUUCACCAAUCGUAUCUCUGCUCCUUCAAGGCGAAAGCCUACCCACGGCACCAACAGUCCACAUAAGCCUCCGCAUCCAUCGGAGGGUACAAGCACCCUACAUUCGCCUUCCCAUCAUCCACCCGCAGGACUUCACCACGAGUGGUCCGCGCUAAUGCCUGCAUCCGCGUGGAACGGAUCCAACUUCAUAGCAAGAGUUAGGAAACAUGGGACUUAUCAAGUUCGUGUCAGCAGCCAACGUUGCAACACCCGUCGUCAUCAGCUCAAUGACAGGCAUCUUCGACCUUGUCUUCCUCAUCAGAUAUGUCAGCGCUCGUGUAUGAGAAUAUCGGCAUAUCAUGCAGAGGGGAGGGUUACACUUACUUGCUGCAUCCGCUGUUAUAGCAUGAUACGCAGAAGGGAGCAGCAGAGGGAAAAAUGUAGCGUGGAUUGGGAGUAUCAUUUCGGAUGGUACCCACAGCUGAUGUCUUCUGCCACGCAUCUUUUCCCGUGUUCAUCUCAUAAGGCAGACUCAACCGUCCCUCCGUCCGGCUUACGAAAGCAGUAACAGGAUGGCCCGACUGCAAAUCGAUACGCUGAUCGCCAACACUGUUCGAUUUCUUGUAUCAGUAUCAUAACUCGACCCCAUCGAUUUUUGUCCAUGUCUUGAUUUGUACACGGGGAUGCUGACACUUGGCGACGUCGGACGUUAUCAUAAUGGCCGUCGGUCGCAGCAAGCUCAGAACUCACACGGGAUUCAA